GCCAAACAGAAGAAGAGAGUGAGAGCAGAGCCAGGCAGUGAAUGGGAAGGAGUUUGACUGAAGACGGUAAAAUUUAAUCGAAUCUGCGAAGAAUCCUUAAUUCUUCUGCCUAUCAAUGUGAAAAUCGAAUAUUUCAGCCGUACGAGAAGUAGUGAUAACAUUUUGCGUGCAGUACGCUACUUUUUGUUCUUUACAAAUACAUCGGAGCGUAGGCAAAGAAAAUUAGUUCAGCCAUACAGGAUAGGCGAAACUUGCACUUCUUACUGGAAAAAUAAUCGAUAAUUUUAUUAUGUGUGACCUAUUCUAAUAUUAGGAGCAAUAUACAAGUGAAAAAGUGGUUUUCCUUCAGCUACCGGAAAUUGUACGUCUGCUCUAAAAGUUCUGGUGAAAACCAAAAUAUCGCGGAAAAAUUACAAAACCAGAUACACCCACUUUGCACAACAGUGAAAUCACGGCUGAUAAUUAAAAGGCAGUGUUAGAUCAUAGGUGCUACUUUGCUGGAAGGAGAGAAAGUUAUUGCUUGUCUGCCAAGGAAUCAUGAAUGCUGCAGACCCAUUUGUGAUAACAUCCCGCGAACGAUUCAAGUAUGAGGAACAGUUCAAGUCUCUACAACCGGCCAAUGGAGUUGUCACCGGGGCACAGGCCAAAGGUUUUUUCCUGCAGAGCCAGUUGCAGCCAAUGAUACUCGGACAAAUUUGGGCUCUAGCUGAUACGGAUGCGGACGGCAAAAUGACUUUGGGUGAAUUCAGCAUCGCAUGCAAGCUGAUCAAUCUAAAGCUCCGUGGUUUUGAAAUACCAAAAACGCUUCCACCAAGUUUGAUUGCAUCGCUCACGGCAGUCGGUGGCACGCCUACGCUAACCCCUACUUCAGGCCUUAGCCCGCUGGAUCCGUUGAAAUCCCUUGGUAAUUCUGUUUCCAGUAUGCAACCGGUUGUACCGCCACAGCCGAAAAUGGUACCCCAUGCAGUCCCGCAAGUUAUCCCUCAUGCAGUCCCGCAAGUUGUCCCUCAUGCUAUUGUUCCCCCCAUGCUACACAAUCAAAUACCAACUAUGGGCCAGCAGCCAAUAAUUCCGGGUGCACCCGCGAGGCCGGCAAUACCACCGCAACCAGUUAUGGCAACCGCUCAAGCACCAUUAAUUCCGAUGCAACCAUUGAUUCCCAAUGCCGGAUCUAUUCCACCGAUGAUACCCCCACAGCCUCUUAUUGCUGGGUUCGGAGGAAUGACCGCCGUUCAAUCGAAUAUUGCAAAACCCUUAAUAGAACCGAUCGGUGCAGUCGCUAAUCCACCGCUGGUUGCUGGCGUUCAACAAGUUAUGGCAAUGCAAUCCGUCAUGGGAAGCAUGGUACAUCAACCGGUGGCAGCAGCUGUCGUUCCAGCACCACCUACACCGCCACAUUCGGGCGGAGGAACGCCGCAACGCUCUAUGUCUGUUUCGGAGCGAGCACCAUCUAUCGAAUCUCCACAAUCUGAGUGGGCCAUCAAAGGACAGCAAAAGCUCAAAUACACUCAACUAUUCAACACAACCGACCGUAACCGUACCGGAUAUCUCACCGGACCGCAAGCUCGAAAUAUUUUGGUUCAAUCGAAACUACCACAAGCUAUUCUAGCUCAGAUUUGGGCCUUGUCGGAUAUCGAUGCCGACGGCCGUUUGGGAUGUGAAGAAUUCGUGCUUGCCAUGUACCUUUGCGACCAAGCGUUACAAGGGGAGAAAAUUGCCCCCACCUUGCCCCCGGAGUUGAUCCCACCUUCCUUCCGGAAGGCUACAUCACGACACGGUUCUGUGGUCGGUUCCAGGCAUGGUUCAGUUUCCUCGCAAGGAGCACCACCACACGUUGCGGCCGCCGAAGCUGAUCCCACCUCCGGACUGCCUCAAUCAUCAUUCGAGGACAAACGUAAGGAAAAUUUCGACAAGGGUCAAGCUGAGCUCGAAAGAAGGCGUAAAACGUUGAUGGACAUUCAGAAAAAGGAACAGGAUGAACGCGAACGCAAAGAGCGCGAGGAACAGGAAAAAAUCCGCAAAGCUAAAAUGGAAGCUGAAAUGAAAAAGCAGCAGGAGUUGGAGAAGGAGCUUCAGCGUCAGCGAGAAUUUGAGCAAGAGCGCGAAGAACAACGCAAACGUGAGCUAGAAAAGAAGGAACUGGCCAGGAAGGAAAUGGAAAAGCAACGCCAGCAGGAAUGGGAAGCGCAAAAGAUUUCCGAGAUGCAACAGCAGCGCCAGCGCGAGCAGGAAAAUGUUCUCAAGUUAAAAGCUCAAAAUCAAUCACUGGGCGUUGAACUGAGUACAUUCAAUGAGAAGAUCAAAGAGCUUUCGCAGAGGAUUUGCGACACCCGCGUCGGUGUGACUAACGUGAAGAGUACUAUCGACGGAAUGAGAACAACCAGAGACACUCAGAUGAGUGACAUGGCUCAGCUGAAGGCUAAAGUCAAGGAUCAGAAUCAACGGCUAGUGCAUCUGAGCCAGGAGAAAACUAAACUAGAUGCAAAGAACAAAACAGGAGAAACUGAAAGUCAGUUGCAAUUCUCGAACAAACAGAUUAUAAUUCAACAGCUAAAAGGCAAAUUGGAAAACACAAAACAACAAAUUGAAAAUAAGACUACCGAUAUAAAAAUUAAUAGCGAGCAACUGGAAGGGUUGAAAUCCCAACUGACCGACCUAAUUGAUUCUUGCGAAAAACUUUAUCUUGAAUACGAUAUGCAGCGAAUUCAGAUAUUGGAGAUGAAAAAUAAUCGCAAAAAUGAAACUUACACAAGCGCUUGGGAUACAUCCAACUCGUGGCCCGUGGGUGCAACCCCCUCGGCGGUGGAAUCGGUGGCGUCAAACGAGGCAAUCGAAACUCCUCCAGGCUAUGUAAAAUAUCGGGCAGUCUACGAGUUUAGCGCACGUAACGCCGACGAGAUUUCAUUCCAGCCGGGUGACAUCGUGAUGGUACCAUUGGAACAAAAUGCUGAACCGGGUUGGUUGGCAGGAGAGAUAAACGGUCACACAGGAUGGUUCCCCGAAACAUACGUAGAGAAGGUUGAUACCAAUCUGAACACCGUGGUGUCACCGGUAGCGGCGGAAACAAUUGCAUAUGCAGAACCAACCGCCAUCUCCUAUGAUGCCCCGAGUGCAGUAGAGAGCAUGCCGCCAGAAGAAACAAGUACUGAAUACGUUAGUAAUAGCACUGGUAAUAAUAAUGCUGAUGAACAAUUUACAGCGACUUUCAACGGGGAUGUCGAGUACUACGUUGCCUGCUACGCGUAUCAAUCAGCCGAGGUCGGCGACCUGGUGUUCGAUACUGGCGAGAUUAUAGCUGUGAGUAAGAAAGACGGCGACUGGUGGACUGGUAAUAUUGGCAAUCGCACAGGCAUCUUCCCUUCGAAUUAUGUACAAAAACAGGAAUCUGUAAGUAAUGCAGUAGAGACCAGUAGAGACGCUAGUGUUGUAGUAACCGAAAAAGAUGAGACCAUCAAUGGAAAUCAGCAGACAUACGAUCAACAGCGAAUUCAACCUCUGGAUGUGGGAUCGAAACGGAAAGAUUCGACACAGGAUGCCGAAGACGCUCGAAACCAGGCCGAGGCGGAUUCCGAAGUUUCUCAAAUCAAUACUCAACCUGCUCCGGCACCUGCGGCCAACGAGGAAAAUAUCCGUUACUCGUCAAUGUCCUCGGCUACUCCUAGUUUGCGAAAGAAGGGCGAAGUUGCACAAGUUAUAGCACCAUACGAGGCUACCAGUUCAGAACAGCUGUCCCUUACCCGUGGUCAGCUUAUUAUGAUCAGAAAGAAGACUGACUCCGGUUGGUGGGAGGGUGAACUACAGGCUAAAGGAAGACGGCGGCAAAUUGGUUGGUUCCCAGCAACUUACGUUAAGGUUCUCCAAGGUGGUCGAAACAGUGGCCGCAACACUCCUGUAUCAGCUAGCAAAGUAGAACUUACUGAAACAAUUCUCGAUAAAGUAAUAGCUCUUUACCCGUACAAAGCACUGAAUGACGAUGAGCUGUCAUUCGAAAAAGACGACAUUAUCAGUGUGCUAGGAAGGGACGAACCGGAAUGGUGGCGUGGUGAGCUAAAUGGUACCACCGGACUCUUCCCGAGUAAUUACGUAGGCCCGUUUGUGACAUCAGGUAAUGUAUAACGAGAAUUGUGGACAACUAGAGACGCACGCAGCUUUGUGACAACCAGUUCUGCUGAAAAUGACAUCAUCAAUAACAAUAAUAAUUACAACAAUUGCAACAGUUACAAUAAUAAUCAGCCGAAGUUAUUGAUUCACGUAACUACACGAAAUUGAAAAAUAAUCUAAUGUAUAUGGAUGUGUAUUAUUAAUCAUAACCCAAAGAAAACAAACAAAUCAUAGUUUCACGCUAAGAAAAAGCGGGAUCUCUAUCACGUUACAGUCCGCGUUCGAACUCUGCUAUCUAUCAAUUUAGUCAGCAAAUAAGUUGCAAUUAUUCAAAAUCUGAUCUCCAGCUCGAGAUAUAUCAUUUGAAUGUGAAAAACAAAACGAAACGACUUCCAGUGAUUAAGUUUGCUUUGCUUCACUCAGCCACCAUAUCGAACUAAGACAUUGUAUAAGUAUGAACAUUUAUUAAUCGUUAAUGGUAGAUUGUUAGGUAUUUUACUGUAUAGUUAAUUCAGUAGAUUGUUUUAGACACAAACUAAAAUGUUAUAUAUAUUCAGACGACCAAAGGCGAUGUAGCGAACUUUUGUUCUAUCGUAUCCAGACAUCCGUAUGUUGGCACAGUAAAAAAAUCGACUACCCGAACAAUUAGCAUCAUAAUACCCGUUCCCCCCAAACAGGCAGAACUAUUUGAUGGAACUCAAGCUUCGAAAUAGCUUUCUCGGUUUCCAGAUUGAUGUUUAUGAUCAUCGCUUGAAAGUUUAGAAUUAUUAGAAAUGUAAUGGCGUUGUAAAUGCGUGUGCUAAAUUUUGUUGUGAGUCAUCUUAUUGGAAAAGCGUCUAUUCUCGACUUUCUCCAACAUUUUUUUUCAAUGAUUUUAUUUCGCAUUACUCAUCAUCAGUUAUUGUUCAAGAUUGUACAUAGUAAGUUAUAUUCUUUUAAUUCAACUUGUAACACGGCAAUUCAAUCAAUUCUGAAAGCUAAUAUGGGUUC
Molecule: messenger RNA, 5091 nt
Organism: Topomyia yanbarensis
Lineage: Eukaryota; Metazoa; Arthropoda; Insecta; Diptera; Culicidae
Gene: Dap160
Product: intersectin-1
Exons: 14
Coding region: 538-4116 (1192 amino acids)
Biological process (GO): endosomal transport; clathrin-dependent synaptic vesicle endocytosis
Cellular component (GO): presynaptic membrane; clathrin-coated pit; cytoplasm
Molecular function (GO): molecular adaptor activity; protein binding; calcium ion binding
Source: RefSeq, a predicted model, not a curated record